Messenger RNA from Cicer arietinum (chickpea), 961 nucleotides. Its product is annotated as probable calcium-binding protein CML22. The record is from RefSeq and is a predicted model, not a curated record. Gene Ontology annotation, molecular function: calcium ion binding. Lineage: Eukaryota; Viridiplantae; Streptophyta; Magnoliopsida; Fabales; Fabaceae.
CCACUAUACUUUGUUUUUCUACUUUCAUCUUUUCUUUUCUUUAAAAGUUUCUAGGUGCUUCCCUUUUUCAUAGAUGUUUGCAUAUAUAUAGUAUACUUCCUUAUGACUCUACGGUUGUUCUUAAAAUAUAUGUAGCCAAAGACAAGGAAAUCUGUGAUUUUUGCCAAUAAAAUGGGAGCAAUAAUUUGUUGUAUUAGUAAAUCAAGUGAGAAAAAGAGCUUGGAAAGGAAGCUUGAAAAGAAAAUAGCUGAAAUAAGAAGAAACAAAUUCGGACAAAGCAAAUUGAAAUCAAUUGAUAGUAUAGUUAUGUUGUUUCCUAUGUUCAAGGAGAGACUAAAAACAUUAAGAGGAAUGUUUGAACAAUAUGAUGAGGACUCAAAUGGAUCCAUAGAGCCUCAUGAACUGGAAAUUUUCUUAGAACAUUUGCAACUUCAUCUUCAAGAGCAAGAGAUUGAGAGUAUUUUUCAUUACUGUGAUAUUGAUGGAAGCAAGGGAAUACAAUUCAAUGAAUUUAUUGUUCUUCUAUGCCUCAUCCAUAUCCUAACAGAACCUUUAUCCUCUGAUAAUUCACCAAAGGCAAAGUUAGCACAACUUGGAGAAGUUUUUGAUACUAUAGUUGAAAUAUUUCUGUUUUUUGAUAAAAAUGGUGAUGGAAAGCUUGACAAGAAGGACAUGGAGAAAUGGACUGGGACAAGAAUGGACAAGUCACACUCAUUGAAUUCCUCUUUGGUUUCAUUAAUUGGAUUGGCAUUGAUGUUGAUGAAUAGAUGCAUGAAAACAAAUUACACAAUGCAUAUCAUAGGAGUGCUUGAAGUUACACAUUAUGUUGAAUGUGUAUAAGCCUGAAUUUUUCUCAUUUUCUUAAGAACAAUUGUAUAAAUUUACACACUUUGCUUGUUGCAUUGAAAAUUAGAACAUAUGUAUGUGAAUAGAAACAUAGCACUAAUACAUUAAGCUUCAA